Molecule: messenger RNA, 3220 nt
Organism: Biomphalaria glabrata
Lineage: Eukaryota; Metazoa; Mollusca; Gastropoda; Planorbidae
Product: DNA-binding protein P3A2-like
Exons: 10
Coding region: 1282-2679 (465 amino acids)
Biological process (GO): regulation of transcription by RNA polymerase II
Cellular component (GO): nucleus
Molecular function (GO): RNA polymerase II cis-regulatory region sequence-specific DNA binding; DNA-binding transcription factor activity, RNA polymerase II-specific
Source: RefSeq, a predicted model, not a curated record
CUCCCUUUGACUAUGACAUUGAUCAUUUGAUGUCAUCUGAAUAAUCAUAGACCUGAAUGUAUUGCAGGCUUCCCAAGUCUAAGCAAUAUCCAGAGCUAUAAUAUAUAAAUAUAAUAUAUAUACUAGAUCUAAAUCUAUAUAGAGAUCUAGAUCAUUACAUGAUUAUGGAAUAGAUAGAACCCUUCUAAGAUUUCUAUUCUAAGUUCUAGUCUAGACCAUGUCAAAGUCAAAAUGUGAUAUCUUAUAGUCUUAAGUCUAUAACAUAACUAUAUUCACUAUAGACUCAUAGAGUAUAGACAGUGUCUAUAGACAUACUGAGUCAUACUCACAUAGACUUUAUAUUAUAUAAGUAUAAUAUAGAUCUAGACUAGAGAUAAGUUUCGUAUUACACUUUUAAGUAGACUUUAAAAAUAGAUCUAAAUUAUAGAUAAAAUCUAUAUUUUAUGUUCUAGAUCUAGAUUCUAGUUUAUAUCUAAUCUUAUCUUGUCUAUAAUCUACUUAAAAUUAAUUAUUAAUAUAGGAUUUCUAGAUUAGAAUCUAGACUCUAUAAAUAAUGUAAAUUCUAUAUAUAGUAGAGUCUAUAUCAGUUCUUUUCUAGUCAGUCUAGAAUAGAUUUUAGUCUGCCUAGACUAGUCACUAAGUCAGCCAACAAAAAAUGUUCAGUCUGACAGAGACAGAGUAACACAGAAUAAAUAAAGUCAAAAUAACACUAAUCGUUUUUUCAGUUAUAUCUAACAAUCUGCUGUCAAGAUGAAGAUUUUGUUAUUGUAAAUGUCUAGAAAUCAACACCUGAGUAUUAUCAGUAGUGAUGCAGAGUUCAAAGUGUUGGAGUUUUAGUAGUUCCCCUUUCAGACAGUGUUAUCUAUAGAGCAGAGAUGAUGUUAAAGUCAGCUGUUUCUUCGGCCAACUGUUAACAAGCAGGGUAUCAUGUGGCCAAUUGCUUUUACUUUCCCCAACUAAGUCAGGUACCCAUAGAGUUUGGUGGACUCACUCAGGAAUGCUGAAAUUCAAAAUAUCAAUCUUCACAGAAAUUCGAACCGCUUAACCACUCAACCAUACUGAAUAAGCAUAUGUUUGGUACAGGUUAUGAUGGCUACAUUACUACAGCUGGAUAAAUGACUGCAUGAUUAUAAAUUUUAUAUAUAUAUAUAUAUAUAGAGAGAGAUUCUAACUGCCUAAGAAGAAUGUCUCCAUGGGCAUGUUUCCUCAUUAUGUUCUCAAGCUUAAACCGUGCUCAGCCAAGCCUUUGUCACACAACAAUAACAAGAGUUAUCCAACAAAAUGAUGAACUCAGGGCUCGGCAAUGGAGUUCAUGGCUCCAUGACAGGAUCAAUAUCUCAUAUCAAUCACAGCAUGAUGGAUGAUGAUAUGAGUGACAAUCCUUCUUCACCAGAGAGUGCAUUUGAUGCCUCAGAUCUUAUGCACAGCUCCAUGCACGAUGAAGUCACAGCACAGUUAGCUGCAGCAGGUCCUGUUGGAAUAGCUGCAGCUGCUGCCAUAGCAACUGGAAAAAAGAAAGGUCAUCCACAUCAGUUUGAGACAAAUCCAUCCAGGAGAAAAAGACAGCAAACCAGAUUGCUGAGAAAGUUAAAGAAUACAAUAGAAGAGUAUACUACCAGAGUUGGCCAGCAAGCUGUUGUCCUUUGCUGUACACCUGGUCGUACACCUGGCACCACCAGUUCCAUGUACAAAGUAUUUGGCUCACAGCCGUUAGAAAAUGUGAUUCGAAGCUGUAGGAGUGCAGUUACACAAGAAUUAGAAAAUGCCUUGCAAGAGCAGGCUGCACACCAUCAAGGAGACACAACACAUCUGCAUGAGUUACCUCCACUUGUUAUAGAUGGCAUUCCUACUCCUAUUGAUAAAAUGACACAGGCCCAGCUCAGAAAUUUCAUUCCAGAAAUGUUGAAGUAUUCCACCUGUAGAAGUAAGCCAGGCUGGGGUAAGCCAGAAUGUCGCCCUCCAUGGUGGCCUGCUGAUCUGCCUUGGGCUAAUGUUAGAAGUGAUGCCCGCAGUGAUAAAAGGGUAUCAUGGACAGAAGCUCUAAGGACAAUAGUGAAAGACUGUUACAAACAUCAUGGCCGCGAAGAUCUGCUUCAUGUGUUCAGCGAUGAAUCAAGUACUUCAACACAGCAGACUAGUGCUCAGUUUGCUGGUACAAUGCUUCAGACCAUCAACAAUCCUGAUGGGACAGUGUCCAUUAUUCAACUUGACACAGGUCCAUCUGGAAAUUCUGUGUUUACAUUGCCUGAUGGAACUCAGGCCACAGUUGUUCAUGCAGUCAGUGCUAGUCACCACAUCAACAUGACUGAGGCCAACCAAGCUGUUCAAACCCUGGCUGAAGUAGCAGCUAGUCAACAAGAAGUGUCUGCUUCAGGUCAAGUCAAUCCAGUCAGUGUUGAAAUGUCUGAUGGCCAGACCCUUCAUCCGUUUACAACUGCUACCUUUAACCAAAAUGGUCAGCUAAUACUGUCAGGAGAUGGGUCAUUAGGCAGCUUACAAGGAAUUGUGACUAUUCCAGCAUCAAUGUAUCAACAAAUGACAGGAUUAACUCUUCCAGACUCUGCACAAGGAAGCAUACAACAAGUGUUAACAAUGGCUAGUGUUAGCAACCUGAAAACAGAAGUUCCUGAAGUGUUACAAGGAGUUGAGGUCACUAGUGCGGACCAUCUGAAUAACUAAACUUUCUCGCUACUAAUAAAGGUCUCUUCCAAUAUUUGAGUCAAGCAAAUUUGUAUAUAAACUUUACAACAUACCACUUGUGUAGAACACGAAUUUUUUUUUUUACACUCUUUUAAAAAGUCAAUGGAAUAGUUCUGUUUGGACAGGGGUUCUCAACCUGUGGGUCGCGACCCCUUGUGGGGUCGAUUGACGAUUUGUCAGGGGUCACCUAAGACCAAUGAAAAUAUGGACUGUAUUUUGUCUAUUCUUCUAUUUCUGUGUGUGUGUGGGGGGGGGGUCGCAGCAGAGUGGGGGAUAGUAAAAACGGGUCGCCGAGCUUAAAAGGUUGAGAACCGCUGUGUUAGAUGUGAAAGAGCUGGUGGCAUCUUUCAUCAUCUCCUUUGUCUGACUAGUAUUCUAAUGAAAGCAUCCAACUACCCCACACACUGAGCUGGACUUGUGAUAUUCUUGUCAUUUUUGUUUUUGGAAUGUUAUUCCAUGUAAUUAUUUGAAAUCAUCAUGUUACAUUUGUCUUUGUAAUUAAAAGUGAAUUUUUAACAAA